UUCCCCUUCACCUUCACCUUCACCCCUUCCCAUUCCCCUCUAGCUCUAAAGUGUGCACAGUUUCCUCCUUUUUAAGAGAGUCCUCUUUAUUGCACAAGUUGUCUCCAGCUGAGUUUCGUUUUAGGAUAAUUCUCUCCUUCGCCCUGGUAUAUUAAAAGCGGGAAUUUAUAAAUAUCUAGGUAACCAUUGUGCCGGAUCAAGCUACCAAAGAAAUAAUAUGUAUUGUUUUAAAACAGAAAACAAAUGUGGAAUUUUCGAAGCAAAAAACUUGCACGACUCCUUCGAAACUAUCCUGGAUACAAGACAAUUGGAGAGUUUGCUUUUCUUCCAGUCUUUUUUGUAGGCGGAGCAGCUUUGGAAUAUGUAAUGAUAAACUGGCAUUUUGGAGAAGUCAACUUCUAUAGAACAUUUAAACGAAGACAAGCAAAGGAACAAGCAGAAGCUAUUGUCCAUCAAUAUUUAGCAAAAAAAAAUCAAGUUGAAAGUUAGUACAUUUUUUUCUUUCUGAAUUAAAAUGCCUUACGGAGUA
Frankliniella occidentalis (western flower thrips) is the source of this 529-nucleotide messenger RNA. It is a transcript of the gene sloth1, whose product is annotated as small integral membrane protein 4. The record is from RefSeq and is a predicted model, not a curated record. Lineage: Eukaryota; Metazoa; Arthropoda; Insecta; Thysanoptera; Thripidae. The coding region runs from base 244 to 489 and encodes 81 amino acids. The transcript is spliced from 3 exons.